Messenger RNA from Cylicostephanus goldi, 581 nucleotides. Lineage: Eukaryota; Metazoa; Nematoda; Chromadorea; Rhabditida; Strongylidae. The record is from the annotation of a GenBank genome assembly.
AUGACGAAAAGCUGCGCAAAUUCUGCAUUGCAGAAAAAUUUACAAAUCAGAAUUGGCGUCAAGGAUAGUUCACUGACGCAACUUCCGUGGAAGGGUUUUGGAAACUUGCCAGUUAUACGUGGGCUAAAAAGUAGCACAAUCAAAGUUGUAGUCACUUUACGGUCAAUGAGCUGGAUCGCCAUCUUGAUCGUAUCCUUAUGUCUGACACUGGCUUUCGCUGACGAUGAAGUCACCUGUGGAACGGUGCUGAAGCUUAUGAACAUCAAUGAGGCUGCCCGAUUGCAUUCGCAUGAAGUAAAGUAUGGCAGUGGUAGCGGCCAACAAUCGGUCACAGCUGUGACGGCUUCCGAUGAUGUCAACUCCCACUGGCAGAUCUUCCCAGGUAGAGGUUUGAAGGAAACUUGUAAGCGAGGAGAACCGAUGAAAUGUGGUGAAAAACUCCGUUUGAAGCAUCUCACAACGGGAUGCUUCCUUCAUACCCAUCACUUUACUGCACCUUUGUCGAAGCAUUAUCAGGUAUUUGAUUUCUCACUUUGUUUUCGAGUUCCUUUACUGCUUUUCAAUCUUACGUAUAGAUGAAA